ACAAAGAUAUCACAAGGCGGAAGUAAACCCUUUCAGUGAAACGGAAGUACAAGUGUAUUUUAGUACCAACGACCUUUUUGGCAUCUCCGAGGAAAAUCAUAAUGUCACGGAUCAAGGCCCAUGAACUUCGAGGGAAGAAGAAGGAGGAGUUGGAGGAGAACCUCAACAAGCUGAAGCAGGAAUGGGCUCAGCUUCGAGUUGCUAAGGUGACCGGUGGCCAGGCAUCCAAGCUUGCUAAGAUCUGUGUCAUCCGUAAGAGUAUUGCCCGUGUGAGGACCGUCAUGCACCAGACCCAGAAGGUGGAGCUGCGCAAGUACUACCGCAACCGCAAGUUCAAGCCCCUGGACCUCCGCCCCAAGAAGACACGAGCCAUCCGCCGUGAGCUCAGCCGAUCAGAGCUGAACCGCCGUACCAGCAAACAGAUCCGCAAGGCCAGCAUGUACCCCAUGCGCAAGUACGCCGUCAGGGCGUAAACGUGAUCACAUUGCAACUCUCAAAACUAUUUCAGAAACUUGUUCAGUACCAGAUUGCUUCUGUCCUCAUGGGAUCCGUUGUAAUGGCUUAGGCACUCCGUGAGAAGUGCUUGGACAUCACACAGAGGAGGGAGAACCAUCGCCGAUGGAUUACAAACACUCACAACAAUGGGCAAAGAAGAUUAACCUCAAACUCAUAUAGAUCGAAGAACGUCAAUGCCAGAUUAAUAAAGUCUGUUUUCAGCACAUAA
Strongylocentrotus purpuratus (purple sea urchin) is the source of this 724-nucleotide messenger RNA. RefSeq names its product 60S ribosomal protein L35 (gene rpl35). NCBI's taxonomy places the organism in Eukaryota, Metazoa, Echinodermata, Echinoidea, Camarodonta, Strongylocentrotidae. Gene Ontology annotation, molecular function: mRNA binding; structural constituent of ribosome. The transcript has 3 exons. Gene Ontology annotation, cellular component: ribosome; cytosolic large ribosomal subunit. The record is from RefSeq and is a predicted model, not a curated record. The coding region runs from base 102 to 473 and encodes 123 amino acids. Gene Ontology annotation, biological process: maturation of LSU-rRNA from tricistronic rRNA transcript (SSU-rRNA, 5.8S rRNA, LSU-rRNA); translation.